Molecule: messenger RNA, 4484 nt
Organism: Dentiscutata erythropus
Lineage: Eukaryota; Fungi; Glomeromycota; Glomeromycetes; Diversisporales; Gigasporaceae
Source: the annotation of a GenBank genome assembly
AUGGAAAUUGACCCUGAACUCUACGGAUUGCGAAGGUCCCGACGUACAACUACAAUACAAAGUUAUAGAGUACCAUCAUCAUCUUCAGAAGAAGAAUCAGACUCCGAAUUAGAAUUGUCUAAUCCAAGAAAGAGAAAAAAGGGAAGCGUCAGUAAAAAGACAUCUCCACUUAAAAAAUCUAGAUUGAGAAGAUCUAAUGAUGAACAUUGGGAUGCGUCCGGUUCAAACGAUGAAAGCGGUUUUGAUUCAUCUUCUCAGUUGAGCAAAUCAAGCACAUCCUCUCCUGAUUCUAUCUCAGAUAACGAGUGGAAUAUGCCGAGCAAAACAUCAUCUAGGCAGAAGAAAAAGAAUUCUUUCAUUAACGCUAAAGACUUUGUUAUAGAAAAUCGAUACUCUCGACGUACUCGUACGGUAACAACCUAUAACGAAGAAGAGCUUGAUAAACAAUUGGGAUUAGAGGCCGAUGAUGAUGAUAUUCGAUAUGAAGAAGAUUAUCAACUUGAAGAAGCUAUUAUAAUGUUUGAAUUUUAUUCAACAGAAGAGAAUACGAUAGAGAGCAUACAUGAUAUCAGGAAAAUUGAAGGAAGAGAUCCCAAUGAACCGGAGGAUCCGAGGACGAAUAUGGAAUUCCUAAUCAAGUGGAAAGGAUGGAGUCAUAUGCACGAUACAUGGGAAACGUACGAAAAUCUUAAAGAACUAAAACUAAAAGGAUUUAAAAAGUUGGAGAACUAUAUCAAAAAUUACUUAGCUGACCAGCGGUUGUUAUCAGAGAGCCCUGAAGAUAAGGAAACGCUUGACGUGAAGAUGGAAAUGGCUCGUGAUGUGUUAAAGGAUUAUAAAACAGUAGAACGAAUAAUUGCAGAAAGAUCUAUAUCUCCAUCCUCAGAUAAUCCAUCACCAACCACGGAAUAUUUGUGCAAAUUUAAGCGUCUUCCUUACCAAGAUUGCACUUGGGAAAAGGCUUCAACAAUUCAAAAAGACUUUAAUUCUGAAAUCAUUUCCUUUAUCGACCGUAACCGUAGUUUGUUAGUUCCUCACCGAUCCAGGCCGUACAAAAGCCGUCCAACGUUUAAGCCUUUAACAACACAGCCAACUUAUUUAGUUGGCGGUGAGCUACGAGACUUUCAAUUAACUGGUUUAAAUUGGCUUGCUCAUUUAUGGUCAAGAAAUGAGAACGGCAUACUCGCUGAUGAAAUGGGUCUUGGAAAAACUAUUCAAACUAUUUCAUUCAUUUCAUAUUUGUAUCAUGACCAUGGUCAAUAUGGCCCUUUUUUGGUAGUAGUGCCACUAUCAACAAUUGGCUCGUGGCAAAAUGAAUUCCAGACCUGGGCAUCUGAUAUCAACGUCAUUAUAUAUAGUGGUCCUUCCCAGAGUCGUGAAGUAAUACGUGAACAUGAAUUUUAUAUCCCGUCUACAACCGGGAGUAAAAAACUAAAGUUCAAUGUCUUAAUUACCACAUAUGAAUUCAUUUUGAAAGAUCGACAGGAACUCGGCAGCAUUAAAUGGCAAUUCUUAGCGGUUGAUGAGGCACAUCGUUUGAAAAAUAGUGAAUCUCAGCUUCAUGAAGUCUUGCUAACAUUUAACACAGCAAAUCGGCUAUUAAUAACUGGUACUCCUUUACAGAAUUCUGUCAAGGAAUUGUGUGCAUUGGUAAAUUUUUUGAUGCCAGAGUUUGAAAUUACUGGUGAUAUCGACAUUGAUGCCCCUGAUGAGGAACAAGAAGCCAAAAUUCGUGAUCUUCAUAAACGCCUUGAGCCUUAUAUGCUUCGUCGCCUUAAAAAAGAUGUUGAAAAAUCAUUACCUCAAAAGACUGAAAGGAUUCUAAGAGUGGAAAUGUCAUCACUUCAAAUGCAUUAUUAUAAAAACAUUCUUACAAAGAACUUCGAUGUAUUAAACGAAGGUAUGACCGGAUCUUCUCAGAUGAGUCUUUUGAAUAUAGCUGCCGAAUUAAAAAAGGCAAGCAACCAUCCAUUUUUAUUCCCGAAUGCUGAAUCUUUAACCAUCAGAAAGGAAGAUCAAUUACGUGGAUUAAUAAAAAAUAGUGGGAAAAUGGUGCUUUUAGACAAAUUAUUAACUAGACUAAAAGAGUCCAACCAUCGUGUUUUAAUAUUUUCCCAGAUGGUUCGUUUAUUGGAUAUUUUAACUGAUUAUCUGAAAUUGAGAGGUUAUCAGCAUCAGCGUUUAGAUGGAAGUGUCCCUUCUGAAGCCCGUAAAAAGGCCAUAGAACAUUUUAACGCCCCGAAUUCACCAGAUUUUGUAUUCUUGCUAUCUACACGUGCGGGCGGCUUAGGAAUUAACCUUAAUACGGCUGAUACUGUGAUAAUAUUUGAUUCAGAUUGGAACCCACAAAAUGAUCUUCAGGCUAUGGCUCGAGCCCAUCGUAUUGGUCAGAAAAAUCAUGUCAAUGUAUAUCGGUUCGUGUCGAAAGAUACAAUCGAAGAAAGCAUUCUUGAACGUGCUAAACGCAAGAUGGUACUAGAAUACUGUAUCAUCAAACAGAUGGAUACUUCAGGAAAGAGUAUCUUGCAAAAGAGCUCAAAGAGUGCAAAAUCCUCAGAUAACUUCAGUAAGGAAGAAAUAUCUGCAAUUUUAAAAUUUGGUGCUCAAAAUAUAUUCAAAGAAUCAGAAAAUUCAAAGAAGCUUGAUGAUCUUGACUUAGACGAUAUUCUCGCUCGAGCAGAAACUCACGACACUGUUGGUGAUCAAACUAGUAGCAGCUUGGGUGGCGAAGAAUUCCUUAAACAAUUCCAAGUCGCAGAUUUUGGAGGUGGUGACAUAAGUUGGGAUGAUAUCAUCCCUCAAGAAGAAAGAGAUAAGUUCGCUAAGCUUAAUGCAGAAUCCAAUAUAGUUCAGGAGCCAGAGUAUAAGGUUGGAUUAAAGCGAAAUACAAGUUCUCAGGACAGUCGGCUAAAGAUUAUCGAUUCUAUCACUUCAGAUGAUGAUACGUCGCAUAAGAAGAAAUCUCGAAAGAAGAAAAAGUCACAGAUCAAAAGUAAAAAGAAUAGAGACUCUGACGAUGAUUCUGAUAUACGUCCUAAAAAGUCCAAAUCAUCCAGUAAAAAGUUUAUAAAUUCUGACGAUGACCAGCACAAAAAGAAACACAAUGGAGGGCGUAAAUAUGAAGAAUCAGACGAUGACAAGUUUUUGAAAAAGAAAUCUCAUAGUGAUCGUUCAAAAUAUGCUGAAUUGGAUGGUGACAGUGGACAUCGAAAAAAGAAAGCUAGUAGCAGUAAAAAGAAUGCAGAUUCAGAUGAAGACAGUCGCUCAAAAAGAAAAUCUAACGGUGGUCGUAAAAAAUAUUCAGAAUCUGAAGAAGAAAACCAAAAGAGAUUGUCUAUUAAAAAACCGAAAGUUUCGUCCUCGAGCAAAUCACGAGAUUUGUCAGUUAAAGAUAUUAGAGCGUUGUAUAAAAGCGUAUUAAAGUUUGGGGAUAUUCAUGUGCGCUAUGAGGAUGUUGUUAAUGAUGCCGAUUUGCAAGACAAGAGCAAGGAACAACUAUUUGAAGCUUACAAUUCGCUUUUUGCGGCUUGUGAAAAGGCUGUUAGAGAUUACGAGAUAGCAAAUGAUGCAAAUCCAAAUGGUCAACAAACUCGUUCAAUCCCAAAUCCUCGUAAUAAGGCAAUACAAGCCUCUUAUAAUGGGGUUGACAAGCUCAACGCCGGCUUGUUUAUUCAACGUAUUGCUGAAUUGCGUAGAUUGGAUAAAAUGAUGAAAGAUUUCUCGAGUCCUGAUAAGUUUAAGAUAUCAGUUUCCACAAAACCUGUUAACAAUUGGACCGUAUCAUGGGAUCAAAAAGAUGACGAAAUGUUAGUAGUUGGUAUAUAUAAACAUGGUUUUGGUAAUUGGAAAGCCAUCCGUGAGGAUCCACGGUUGGGUUUAACGGAUAAGCUUAUCGAUGAAGAAGUAGAUUCAUCGCAACGAAAUUCACAAACUGCCAAAAUCGUGCGUAGGGCCUAUUAUUUAUUAAAGAUGCUACACGAUUUGGAAGAGGAAGAGGAACAACAGAAAGGACGACGUUCCAAGAUACGUCCUAGUACACGUGAUGAUAGUCAUAGCGAACAAGUGCCGACUUCUACAUAUAAUAUUUCUUCUAAAGACAAAAAAGCAUUAAAGCGAGCUAAACGUGAAGAAGAUGAAUCGUCAAUCCCCGAUGACAGAGCUUGUAAAGAAUUAUUACGUCCGGAAUCAAGCCAAUACACCGGCAAAGAGAAGGCACGACUCAUUAAAGAGUCGCUCAAAGUCAUCGGUGCUAGAAUAGCUGAAAUCAUAUCCACGAGGCAUGCAUCAGAACGGUCAAAGUGGCAAUUCAAUUUAUGGCAGUUUGUGACGUAUUUUUGGCCUAAGGAUAAUAUCGGGCCAGAAAGAUUGAUAGAUAUUUAUCAAAACAAGGCAUCGUUUGAUGUAUUGUUUCCUUGUGAAAAAGCAAAAAUUGUAGAUGAAACUGUCCUAAAAUUAUUUGAUUUGAUGGACAUGAUUUCCCCUUU